Salarias fasciatus (jewelled blenny) is the source of this 5692-nucleotide messenger RNA. RefSeq names its product ceramide kinase-like. Lineage: Eukaryota; Metazoa; Chordata; Actinopteri; Blenniiformes; Blenniidae. Gene Ontology annotation, biological process: ceramide metabolic process; phosphorylation. The transcript is spliced from 13 exons. The coding region runs from base 192 to 1874 and encodes 560 amino acids. Gene Ontology annotation, molecular function: ceramide kinase activity. The record is from RefSeq and is a predicted model, not a curated record.
AACCGCUAUCUGUCAGAGGAAAACAUCCCGAGAAGGAAUCCGCUAGUCGGUCGCUCGUCCCCCGCUGCCGGAGCGCAUUAACACGCCGUUACCUCCGGAUGUCGACGCUCACAGAGAACAUGCCCGGGCGGAGGUAACCGUGUCCGGACUGCUGCUGCGCUCUCAGCCGGCUGAAGGACGCACGGGCGCAGAUGGAGAGGCCGGCCAGGCUGCUGCUGCUGUCCGAGCUCCGCGUCAGAAACGCCGCGUACGAUGUGAGCCUGUGCCGGUCCCUGCUCACCUGGAAGCGACGGGCCUCCAGCCCGGUGUACCACCCGUUCAGACCCAGUGUGAGCCACGCCGUGUCGGUGGCAGAGAUCAUCUCCGUCCGCGAGGAGGAGGAGGAGAAGAGCGGCGGCCGGCGCCGGGACGAUGGCAGCUGGAGGAAAAUCCAGGAGGGGGAGGGGGAGGGGGAGGGGCCGGACUGCAGGCAGGCCUUCACAGUGUCGUACGUGGAGCGGGGUCGGCAGCACCGCUGGCGGUGUGCCCAGGUCACCUUCACCUGCCCCACCGAGGCGUCGUGUCAGCGCUGGGUCGCCGGCAUCCGAGAGCUGCUCGCCGCUAACGCCAGCAGACCCAGACGCCUCCUGGUCUACAUCAACCCGUACGGCGGGAAGAAGCAGGGCAAGCGGAUCUACGAGCAGAAGGUGGCGCCGCUGUUCGCCCGCGCCGGCGUCUCCACGCACGUCAUCGUGACGGAGUACGCCAACCACGCCAGGGACCACCUGAGGACGGAGGCGGAGCUGAAGCAGUUUGACGGCGUGGUGUGUGUCGGAGGCGACGGCAUGUUCAGCGAGAUCAUCCACGGCCUGAUCUGGCGGACGCAGGUGGACGGCAGCGUGGAUCCCGGCUGCCCCGACGAGACGCUGUCGCCCUGCUCGCUGCGCGUCGGGAUCAUCCCGGCAGGGUCGACGGACUGCAUCUGCUUCGCCACGGUGGGCACCAACGACCCCGUGACCUCUGCCCUGCACAUCAUCGUAGGAGACUCCCAGGCCAUGGACGUGUGCUCCAUCCACCACAACAACACCUUCCUGCGCUACUCCGUCUCGCUGCUGGGAUACGGUUUCUACGGCGACGUGCUGACCGACAGUGAGAGGAAGCGGUGGAUGGGCCCGGCCCGAUACGACCUGUCAGGUCUGAAGAUGUUCCUCACUCAUCAUUACUACGAGGGAACCGUCUCCUACCUGCCCGCCAGAGGCAUCCUGGGAACGCCGCGAGACGGCGCCAGGUGUCGAUCUGGCUGUGUGGUUUGUCAGCACAACGGGCAGCUGCUCUCAGAGAAGGCUGAGAGGUACGAGACGGAGAAGCAGUCGGACGAUGAGAGUGACGGCGAGUGGAGGACGAUCCGAGGGAAGUUCCUCGCCAUCAACGCUGCCAGUAUGAGCUGUGCUUGUCCCCGCAGCCCGAAAGGCCUUUCUCCCGCCGCCCACCUGGCCGACGGCACCACCGACCUCAUCCUGGUCCGGAAGUGUUCCCGCUUCAACUUCCUGCGACACCUCCUCCGACACACCAGCAAGGACGACCAGUUCGACCUCACCUUCGUGGAGGUCCACCGCGUCCGCCGCUUCCGCUUCACGCCGCGCCACUGCCAGAGCGACUCGGACCUGGAGCUGGACCUGCGGGAGAACAACAAGGGUCAGAUCUUCAGCCAGAUCUGCACCGACCACCCGGCUUGUGGCUGCGCGCCCGCCUACAGCAGCUGGAACUGCGACGGGGAGAUCCUGACCCACACGGCCAUCGACGUCAGAGUGCACUGCCAGUUGAUCAAGCUGUUUGCACGAGGGAUCGAAGAGCCGACCGUGUUCGAGGACCUCAGCAACCCCUGUGCAAUAUAACCCCCCCACCCCCACCUGCCCCGUCAGACACUGGAACCCUCCACCCGUCUCCGGCCGCCGCCGCCGCCUUCAUCUCUGCCCCUCAUGGCUCGCCGCCGUCACUCUGUCAGCAGCAUGGACAAAAACUUGCCGGUUCUCUGCGGGUCUGACAGCUCAGAGCGGAUCUCCACAUAAAGUGAUAAGUAGCUCAACCGAUUGGAAAACCAGCACUGUUGGAAAUGAGGAACUUCCCUCUCGUUGAGGCUGUCGGUGUUUUCUGGAGCGACCGGUUGGCGUCUGGAAGCGUCUUGGUUCAAAACUGAACCCUGAUCCUCAAACGUCCCUCUUCUACCAAAGGUCAAAGCAGAAGUCCAGCUCUUCUUCCUCUGUUUCCAGAUGGUUUGGAUGUUUCAGAGUUUCCUUUACGUCCGUUUGGAUUCAGACCGGUUCAGUCUUGUUGGUUCUUGACCGGUCUGUCCAGUCUCUGCACCGUUUACUGUCGUAGUCCAGUCUUUUCUGAUCGAGUUCCACGUGUCGAACCCUGAGCUAAAUGCAGGGCUCAUCGGUCCAGGUGGAUUCUCCGCACUCACCUGUUGUCAUUUCUGUCACCAACCUGGUUUUUACGACAACGCGAUCCUUUAAAAGACGUUAAACUCUGAAGUACCGUACAGCUCCAGGACCAGGGGCUGGAGUUUGGAUCAUUUAACUGUUUCCACACAUCUGAACGUGUUUCAGUCUUUGACUGACAAGACUUGAAUCGGGCUUGUGUGUCACUGUUACCUGAUCGAGGCCAAGCAGGAGAGUUGGACCGCUGCUGGAUCUGGACCUGAUCUAUCAGGAUCUCAGGUCUUGUUGAUGUCUGAUGGGUAUUUAGACCUCUUCUUGUCAUGAUCUGGACCUCAGAGCCAUGGCGAUGUUGUGGCUUUGGGUUUAAGGUUCUAUUUGAGGGAUUCCUGUCUCUUCUCGGUUCUCACCAGUUGUGGUCGGAGCACUUUGUUUGGAACUUAUCAACUUUAUGACUUGUUCUCUGGUCGUCUUUGUCUUUCCUGAACUGGAACUUGUCAAGAACUCGACUCUUGAUUCAGUUACACACUUCAAAGUCUUAAAUCACCUCACUCUAGAGACUUUUUCUGGUCUUUUGAAAGUAUUUCUUAGUUUCAACCCUCAGUCUCCUGUGAUCCGGAGCUGGGCUCCUGAUCGGGAACAAGCUGGGAAAGCGUCACGUCCUUCAGUUCUGGUGUUGUUCUGGGUGUUGAUGGGACUUACUGUAAACAGUCGGCCUCUGCUUUUGGCUUUUGUGUCAUGGAGUCUGGUGGACCUGAAUGUCUUGUCUUCCACAUUUUGAAGUUGGUGAUAAAUUCCUCAUUCUUUAGCUUUUUGAGAUGAUCAGUUGGGAUUUUUGGAAUCUGGCGAAACUCUCCCGGUUCGGUAUUUUUUCAGUCUAUGAGUGAACGAGACAUUGUUACUUGUUGAUAAUCCUCAUCUGGAGCUGUUUGCUGCAUGUUUUGAAGCUGUCCAGACGCCUGCUGCUCGCUCCCGGGGGUUCGGGGUUAAUCGGGUAGAUCUGCAGCACGUGGCGCCUCCUGACGCCAUGAGAGGAGGAUUUCUUAGAUCCUGCAGAGUUCCUCAUUUCCGACGCCUCUCAGGGCCGCCUGAGCUCCGUCGUAGCUUUCAGAUCUUAUUUUUUACAGACUUCAGAAACGCUCAGCCUGAAAAUGUGACUCGAGGAGGUUUUGUGUCAAACUGCUGGCAGCUCAGAAAGCUGAACACACCAAUGCUGUUGAUCUUCCAUUCCUGCUCCAUAUGCAGCUGAAGCCUCCAGAUAAUCAGCUGAACCUCCGAACAAAUGUGUGUUUUCACUUGGUUUCAGCGAUCGGACGUGUGCAGACGAUGCCAGUAGCAGCUGUCAGCUUUAUCCUCAUCUCAAAGCAACAGUUUGGAUCCUUUCAAACGGGGUCGUAUGUGGUGAAUAUGGUAUCUGUGGGGGGGGGCGGUGAAGAUCAGGGGGUCUGCAGCCUCUACUAAACAAACCUUUAUCUGGUUUUAACUGUGUUGCUCUGCAAACAGUCAAAAGGACGUUUUCCUUUCGCUGUAAUCAAUGCGGCUUUAGCUGUUUGUUAAAUAUUGGCAGAAAAAUGAGAAAAUGUGACGUUGAAAGAACUAAAAGUGCCAACACAGCCGAAAGAAGCUAAACCAGCAUUCUGACGUCGGUCAGCAGGUUUAUCUAAAAAAAAAACUUUUUACAUUUCAUAUGUGCAUCACAAACUAGUUUUACUAAAUUAACUAAAAAAAUAAAAGAAAUUACAGAUAUGUGAAAGUUUCAAAGCUUUUAUUUUGAUGCUUAAAUAUUUUUAAGUGGUUGCAGAAGAAUUUAAUUUGAUAAAAUGAAACAAUUGUGCAAACUUCUUUUUUGGCCGUAAAGGCCGCAGACCUCUGCUGCAGAGCGGCUCACUGUACCACCGUGUGGCAGGAAGUCACAUUGCAAGACAGGUUGUUGGGUUUAGAAUGUUGCAUGUGAUACAGUCACAUGACCCCACUUCAAAAGAUCCAAACUGUUCCUUUAACGUAACCAAAUACCAGCCAGGGUUCUCCCAUGUAGCCGCUUGUCUGAUCUCUUCUCUUGUAGCUCGUUCAAAAACCGAUUUUACCAAAACCGGUCAAAAAGAGCAAUGCAGACCUGUUUCAGCAGAGGUCAAAGGUCACAGACUUGUUCAGACUUCUGGUCCAGGUCAGCUUUAUCAUGAUGAUUCUUCUCUCGCAUAAAUGUACAAUCACUCAGCUGGAAAACCCACAAAACGAACCAAAUGGUGAGGAAGGAGUGAAGUGGAAUAUCAUUAGGAAACUGUAAGGAGUAUUUAUUUACAUUUAGCUGCUUUAAUCACAACUGAGAAAUUCAUUUAGGUGGUUUUUUAAAAGAAAUAUUUCAUGCUGGACUGAUGUUCAAUGCUAACAUGCUAAAUAGCUCAAACAAGCAUCCAAUCAUAUGGAAAAUUGUUAGCUUUUUAAAAACGUUACAGUUGUUUAAAUGUGUAGAAUGAUAAAUCUGAGCUUCAUGUAGCAUCAAAGUAAAGCAGGUCAAAGGUUUUUAAUCGUUGGAAAAGUUUUAAGCUGUUGAUUUUCCUCUGGCCACCAGAGGGCGCCAUUAAAUGGAGUGCGGACAGUCGAUCUUACCAUUCAAUUACGGUUUCCUGCAGACUGUCUGAGCAAAUACUGCCAGAGAGUGAAGUUCUGACUGAAAGCUGGAUUCAAGUCCUCGGCUCUGUCAUGCUAAUCUGACGUCUCAGCGAAGACAAAGCCGUGAAACCACAGCGGACUCUUUAAAAGCUCACCUCCAUGUCUAACUCCAGAAUACAGCGAUACACCCCAUCAUGUGACCACUGAACCACAGUAUAAUCCUGCUGCAACAACCACAAAAAAAAAAAAAUCCCCUUUUUUGCUGUAUUUCAUUAAGAAAUGUAACAAAAAAGUGGAAAAAAAAAAGUAGUGUAAAUAAGAACGAGAUUUGACAGAUGUGAUUUUAGUCUGGACACUAGAGUCCGCUUCACUGUCUCCAGCUUUUAAAACCAAAUAGCAGGCGGUCGUCUUCAUCCCCUCAGAGCGCCGCGACGUCUGGAAGAGCGGACAUGGAGCAGUCCAGAUGUUACGGUGCGAAAUGCAGCUGUCUGCACUUUUAUUUUUUGGAAUCUUUGUUGGCAGUAUUCAUGCUGGACUCUUCUGGUUUCUCAGUUUGAAGUUUCUCUGUGAAGAAUCGGUCGACCUCCCGCCGUCCUCCGAGCUGUACCUUCCUUUCUGCUGUAGCUGUUACAUUAUCAGGAAUUAAAGAUAUUUUCAACACCAGA